Molecule: messenger RNA, 989 nt
Organism: Colletotrichum navitas
Lineage: Eukaryota; Fungi; Ascomycota; Sordariomycetes; Glomerellales; Glomerellaceae
Exons: 1
Coding region: 263-859 (198 amino acids)
Source: RefSeq, a predicted model, not a curated record
CAACGGUCGUGGCUUAGGGCUAGGCCUGAUCUUGAGACAUUACGUCGUUUUAUGCCUCGGGACAAGGCCAGCUUCAGAUGGGCGCUGGAAUGGACAUGGCUGCCUCACGGCGGGCAGAAAUGGUACUGACGGAUGAGCAUCCAUCUGGACGGAAACAAUGUACACUACCAGACGAAGUGGACUUGCAAAUUCGCUCUCCAGUCUCAACCAGACAGAUGACGGCUGAUGUCCACACUUUCCGGUGGCGCGCGAAACUGCCGAGAUGAUCCAGGCAGAUGUUUCUUUUUUCCCCUUCCCCUUCUGCCAGUCACCGACUGUGUUGGGCAUAUCGAGUUCCGGAGUCGUGAUCCCUGUUGCGGGAUCCAUCGGAGCCGUUCUCCAAUUGUGCCCUGCACUGCCCAAACCUGGAUAUCCCAGAGGGCAACCCCAGGUUUCCGAAGAGAAGGCCUCGAGUGAUCUUCGUAGAUGCUUUCUUGAUCAGCCGAGCAGGGAUGUCCAGGUGAAUAUUGAUGGGGUACUUGGUAAAGACCUGAGGGUUUUUGGAUGGCUGGCGCAAGAUUUUGAACGGCGGCGGUAUCCAACAAGUUUUUGUGAUGACUGGGCCAUCGCUCGCUCCAUUUUCAUUACCGAGGGCGGCGAGGGGGCGUGGGGUCGCUGGCUGAAAGCGGCGGCAGGUCAUCUUGCAGGCGAAAUUAGUUUGGGUCAUCCGCAAUUCGACCAAGCCUGGUGCGCUCUGCUUUGCCGCCAACGAACCGUUGCGGUCGCCGGGGAGGGCCACCCACUGCCCACAGGCUGGCGUGGGCAAGGAAGGAUGUGUAUUCUUAGAAGCAUUUGGCAGAUCGGAUCGGAUAUGAAAUGAUGCAAGUUAGGAUGCUUUAGGCCGGACCCGCGCUUGCAAUGACUGGCGAGCCUCCAUGAGAGGAGGAGAGGUCGGGGAAAAGAAACAACAAUGGACAAGGGGAACAGAACGAAAUGGGACUCUGCUAUAC